Molecule: messenger RNA, 2290 nt
Organism: Cariama cristata (Red-legged seriema)
Lineage: Eukaryota; Metazoa; Chordata; Aves; Cariamiformes; Cariamidae
Gene: LETM1
Product: leucine zipper-EF-hand containing transmembrane protein 1
Exons: 12
Biological process (GO): intracellular monoatomic cation homeostasis
Cellular component (GO): mitochondrial inner membrane
Molecular function (GO): calcium ion binding; ribosome binding
Source: RefSeq, a predicted model, not a curated record
GACUGUACACUUCAAAUAUUGCACUAGCGUCUCUCCUGUUUACGCAUACUCCAAAAAAGAUCACUACUGUUGUUGGACUAAAGGAUCUGAACAAAUAUACUAUACUCUUCUGAGCUCUUCUGGCUCACGGACACCACUAGCAGCCAUGGGUGUUUUAGGUCCCCAGUGUUUUCCAGUUAGAUGGUGGCAUUCUUCAUGUCCCCUUCGAGAUGACUCCAUAGUUGAAAAGUCAUUGAAGUCCUUAAAGGACAAAAACAAGAAGUUGGAAGAAGGAGGUCCUGUAUAUAGUCCAACAGAAGUGGAAGUUGUGAAAAAAUCUAUUGGACAGAGGAUUGUGGAUGAACUGAAACACUAUUACCAUGGUUUUCGAUUACUGUGGAUUGACACAAAGAUAGCUGCAAGGAUGCUCUGGCGAAUACUUCAUGGAAACACUUUGUCUCGUCGAGAACGGAGACAGUUUCUUCGAAUAUGUGCCGAUCUUUUCCGCUUGGUCCCUUUCCUAGUUUUUCUUGUUGUCCCAUUUAUGGAAUUUUUGCUUCCAGUAGCUCUUAAGUUGUUCCCUAAUAUGCUUCCCUCUACAUUUGAGACAAAGUCUAAAAAGGAGGAAAGACUGAAGAAAGAAUUGAGAGUAAAGCUUGAAUUGGCUAAAUUCCUUCAAGACACAAUUGAGGAGAUGGCCUUAAAAAAUAAAGCUGCGAAAGGAAAUGUUACAAAAGAUUUUUCAACCUUCUUUCAAAAGAUCAGGGAAACUGGCGAAAGACCCAGUAAUGAGGAGAUCUUAAGGUUCUCUAAACUGUUUGAAGAUGAGUUGACUCUGGACAAUCUAACCAGGCCUCAGUUGGUGGCACUUUGUAAAUUGUUGGAACUUCAGUCAAUUGGGACAAAUAACUUUCUCCGCUUCCAGCUGACUAUGAGGUUGAGAAGCAUAAAAGCAGAUGACAAACUGAUUGCUGAAGAAGGAGUUGAUAGCCUGACUGUUAAAGAACUGCAGGCAGCUUGUCGUGCCCGAGGUAUGAGAGCUCUUGGUGUGACAGAGGAGCGUCUCAAGGAACAGCUUAAACAGUGGUUAGAUCUGCACCUGAACCAGGAAAUCCCUACUUCGUUGCUGAUUUUAUCCAGAGCCAUGUAUCUUCCAGAUACCCUUUCUCCAGCUGAUCAGCUCAAAACAACGCUUCAGACACUGCCAGAGAGUGUGGCCAAAGAGGCUCAAGUCAAAGUGGCAGAAGUUGAAGGUGAAAAAGUAGAUAACAAAGCGCGGCUGGAAGCAACACUUCAGGAAGAGGAAGCCAUCAGAAAAGAAAAUGAAGAAAAAGAGAUGGAAAGAUUGUCUGAAGCUGCAGAGAAAGCCAAAGAAACCAUUCAGGUUGCAGCCACAAAAGAGGUGGCGUCAGCAGUAGAUCUUGAAGCAGCUGCUCUGCACGUUAAAAAAACUCAGGUGGCUAUGGCUACUGAACAAGAACUGGCAAGGGCAGAUGUGGUGAUGCACUCGGAGACACUGAAAGAUACAGCACCAGUAUUGGAAGGCAUCAAGGGUGAGGAAAUCACUAAGGAGGAGAUUGACAUGCUGAGUGAUGCUUGCACCAAGCUGCAGGAACAGAAAAAAUCACUGACAAAGGAAAAGGAGGAACUGGAGGAAUUGAAGGGUGAUAUCCAGGAGUAUAAUGAGGAUUUGCAAGAGAUAAAAGAGCUCUCUAAAACUGGCCAGGAAGAGGCGGUGGAAGAGUCAAAGGCAAGCAAGCGGUUGACCAAGAGGGUGAACCGAAUGAUUGGGCAGAUAGACAAAAUUAUUAAUGAAUUAGAGACGAGUCAGAAGACAGUGGAUGUAAAGCUCGACAGUGGUGAUAGUCCUCCUGCUGGGGAGAAUCUGAUCAGUAUUGCUGAGCUAAUUAAUGCGAUGAAACAAAUUCAGAAGAUUCCAGAGGAGAAGCUAACUAGGAUUGCAGAGGCACUAGAUGAAAACAAGGAUGGCAAAAUUGAUAUAGAUAAUGUUGUUAAGGUAGUAGAAUUGAUUGACAAAGAAGAUGUUGAUAUUGGUACUAGUCAGGUUGCUGAGAUUAUGGCACUCCUUCAAAAAGAAGAAAAACUGGAAGAAAAAGAGAAAGCAAAGGAAAAGCAUGAUAAAGAAGCUGCGGAGGUGAAGAAUUAAGCUUCAGAAUCUGAAGUUAAUCCCAAUUGUAACCAAAACCUUGUAUAUCUUUCUGUGUCUAAUGGCUACAUAUUACGUGAGCUUUGUGAUUAUGGGAAGUGUUUUGAGCUGAUUCUAGUAAUAAAUCAUAGAUACGUUUUCUGA